This is a messenger RNA of Puccinia graminis f. sp. tritici CRL 75-36-700-3, 2068 nucleotides long. RefSeq lists its product as uncharacterized. The transcript is spliced from 8 exons. The coding region runs from base 163 to 1554 and encodes 463 amino acids. Lineage: Eukaryota; Fungi; Basidiomycota; Pucciniomycetes; Pucciniales; Pucciniaceae. The record is from RefSeq and is a predicted model, not a curated record.
GCGUGAGAGUGCGUGGCCACGAAUUGAAUUCCCAUCAACGCAUAUCUUGAGCCUUGAUUACUGGCAACAGCCUGCUGCCUGAAGGUACAUGCUCCGAUACCGAUUGUUCUUUCCAGCCUCCAGUGACAACGAGAACUUCAACAAGUCAUCCGCGAAGCAAGUAUGGCGAGCAAAGAAUCCGCGCUUAGUUAUGAGAGGCUUUUGGGUAUUGUACCAGUUGGUGUCGACCCUUAUGCCUUUAUCAAAGAUUUCAUCACGACCUGGAGUUCAGUUCCACUAUCCCGAAUCACCUUGGCCUUCUUGAUGAUUUUCUUUGGCCUUCAUGUGCUUAUUGCCGGAAUUUGCUUGAUCAUCUUGAUAUUACCUCAUACUCGCGGAGCCAAUCGAUCACAAUGGGUCUUGAGGAAGUUGUAUAUUCAAGAGCAAUCUGGUCGAGAAGCUCACCAAGCUCCUCUGUAUUUCGCCAAUGCCAGGGUCUUGUUGACUAUCUCCCAGCUUCUGAGUUCUGUCAGUACCCCGGCUUUCAUUUGGUUUGACACCGGGAUCACCACACCAAACGAGCACUCUUUGCGCCCUCAAGUCAUGCCUGCGUUUGGUUUAAUGAAUCUAGCUGAAAUUCUCGCUUACUGGAGUCUAUCGCAUUGCUUUUUGGUGACAGUCUGCUAUGGUCACAAAAGCCAAGGGGAUAACUCUACAGGAUUAAUCAGGUAUAUUUCACCGCGGUUGAUAAAUUUCUUGUUCAUCUGCUUCCCAAUCGCUGCGACGGCCAUGACUAUCGUCGUCGUAACCCGAGUAAUCGUGGUCACCAAUGGUGUUCAAUCUGGCAUGGUCCAGCUGUUUGCUGGAUUGGAUCGUGGGUCCUCUCUUUGGAAGCAAAUUGCAGUCAAAUCACAAUCUUCGGUAGCCCAGGCCCAGCUCAAUCAACUCAAUUUGGAGCUGAAGGGGUUGGCAAAUGAAACAGCGCUUCUGUUGGAAACGUCUUUCGAGCGUUUUCGGUUUGGCGAAUGCACAUUCUUGUUCUUCUCAUCAUUGAGCUGCCCGGUAUUUAUCGUUUUGUUCUUUGUACUCCUUCGGAAUUACCAACACCAAAGACGCAAUCUUUCCACGAAGCUGUUCCGCCCGGGAAAUGCAUCGAAGCAUGAAAAUACGCAUAGUGAUAGUGAUACGCAAUGUCACAGCUCAGCGGCCAACAUGGGUUAUUUCGAGGCUAUAAGAACGGACCGUCAAUUUCUUCAUUUGAACAUGAGGGCACUCGGGACAUUUAUCGCAAUGCUUGUCAACAUUAUCGUGCACCUGAUUGCCAUUUUCAGGACAGUCGAUACCUUGGCAGUGCCCUACUGGCGCGGAGUCGUAUCAUGUCUGGCCACUGGGGGAAGCACGUUUUCUGGGAUUCCGAUUGCUUGGCAAUGUUGGAGGCUCUACGCCGAUCAAGUGCACUCUUCCGCUCAAGCUUCAAAAAACGAUGUUUCGACUUUGGAGGAGCUCCCCAAAACCACCGUUUUCUCCGGUGCCUGUGACGAGUCAGCAUCCGAAAUUCAUGUUUUUCAAAAAUAGGUCGUCGUUGGCGCCACAAAUGGAUUCACCGCUUAAACAUCUACAGCCAUCUUAUAACUUAUGGGUUUUUUUUAUUUGGUUCCUUGGUAACCGUGGUUUGGUUUCGGGGUCAGAUGAUGCUUUUCUUCUUUUAUGUACUUUCCUCCAGUUUUUUUUUCUCUUUUUUUUCAGAGCUAUUCAUCAAUAGGGUCAUUGGCAAAAUGCAAAUCAGCUUUAGGAACACCUACAUUACGUCAAUGGACAUUCUAUUAAACCCUUGUAAAAUCAAUGUUACAUCAUAUAUGCACUCUGUUUACAAAGCGGUCUCACUACGAAGGUAUGCUUCAGGUCUUCGAAUUCAUUCAAGGGUUCUAUGUAGUCUCGCUUGCUCUAUUUAUGUGUAGAUUAAGAAUUUGGAUAAUGUGUUUCUUUGCAAUCGCUGUGGCUUGAACUACAUGUGCAGGCAUCUUGAGGUAUGCUAGACAGUUUUUUGACAGUCUCACACUGAUUGGUUUCUGUCUGCAUUGGGGCAUCU